AUGUACGAGGUGCCGAAGAGGAGAUAUGCCGCGAUAGUCUUCUUUGUCGCCAUCUUUGUGAUUACCUUUGGAAUAUAUACCGACUCAUUGCCGACGAUCCCGAAUUUGAGCAUCAUCAAAAACAUCCCGGGCCAGCUGGGGUCCUAUACAGGUGAAUAUGAAGAAGAGGUCCCGCAGAAGAAUGUCUCCAUUUUCGCGUUUAUCAUGACCUUUCCGGAUAAGCACACCACGAGGGCAAAAGCCGUGUCGGAGACCUGGGCCCGAAAACUCGACGACUACGUUUUCACAACAAUCAAAUCGGACGCCAACCUAACCCAUAAAAACUGGGAGAUCGGCUUCGAAGACGCGAAUCACAAGCGAACGGAUCGACAUUGGUUGUGGGACCGGAUACGGGCCGGGUUCAGGAGGAUGUACAAGGAGAAAUGGGGUCAAUAUGAUUGGUAUAUGAAGGCGGAUGACGAUUGUUAUUAUGUGAUGGAAAAUGUGAGAGAGCUUCUGGCCCAAUACAACCCUGAAGAGCCAUGGUAUCUGGGCGAGACCGUAAGCGCCGGCUCCUUUUACCCCAGCGGUGGCACUGGAUAUAUUUUAUCAAAAGCAGCCCUCAAAAAGUUUGUCGACGAGCUGAACUCGCCGAACACGCACUGCCAACGGAAUUCAGACCAAAUGGAAGACAUCCAUGUUGGCCACUGCUUCACACAUUUAAACCUGUCCUUGAUACCCUCGGUCAAUGAGAAGCAGGAGCAUACGCUAAUCCCCAUCAAUCUGAAAAAUAUCAUGAUCGUCGAGGAGAAGCGGAACAACUUUGCGAAUUGGUACAUCUCGGCGUCAAAGAUUCCGGUGAAACAGGGCCCGGAAUGCUGCGGUCCGAAGUUGAUGGCCGUGCACUAUACAACACCCCCGUUCGAGGUCAUUCCAAGGGCUGGCAGCGAUCCCGGAAUUUCUGCAAUAAAUUCCUGGGUG
This is a messenger RNA of Mesorhabditis spiculigera, 960 nucleotides long. The record is from the annotation of a GenBank genome assembly. Lineage: Eukaryota; Metazoa; Nematoda; Chromadorea; Rhabditida; Rhabditidae.